UACAAAAUGGAAAUAACCGACAACAAUUUGAGCACGCUCGCCUCAUACCUCCAGCAAACGCUUCAGGUGGACGUUACGACUCGUCGUAAUGCGGAAAAAUUUCUUGAGACGAUAGAGGUGAACCAAAAUUACCCUGUUUUGUUGCUGCACCUCGUGGACAAAGCUGACAUCGACAUGGUGAUCCGUGUGGCCGGUGCGAUUGCGUUCAAGAAUUAUGUGAAGCGUCACUGGGCGGUUCCUGAGGACGGCGCUGACCGAGUGCACCCUAGUGACCGCAGUGCCGUCAAAGAGAUGAUCGUGGGCCUGAUGCUGCGCAGCCCCGAGCAGCUGCAGAAACAGCUCAGCGACGCCGUCAGUAUCAUCGGUCGUGAAGAUUUCCCAGCUCGUUGGCCGAACCUGCUGCCCGAAAUGAUUACCCAUUUCCAGAGCGGCGAAUUCCACGUCAUUAACGGGGUGCUGCGAACUGCACAUUCUCUCUUCAAGCGCUACCGCUACGAGUUCAAGUCGCAGGAGUUAUGGACAGAAAUCAAGCAUGUCUUGGACAACUUUGCAAAGCCGUUUACAGACCUGUUCGUGGCUACCAUGGAGCUGGCCAAGACUCAUGCCAACAACCCGACUGCGCUCAAGGUCAUAUUUAGCUCUCUGGUGCUGAUAGCGAAAGUAUUCUACAGCCUUAACUAUCAAGACCUGCCAGAGAUAUUUGAGGACAACAUGAAUAUCUGGAUGUCACAUUUCCUCACCCUGCUGACUGCUGAUAACAAGGUGCUGCAGACUGAUGAAGAUGAAGAGGCAGGGCUGCUGGAACAGCUGAAGUCCCAGAUCUGUGACAAUGUUGGUCUCUAUGCCCAGAAAUAUGACGAAGAGUUCCAGACCUAUUUGCCUGGCUUUGUAACAGCUGUUUGGCACCUUCUGACGACAACCGGACCUCAGGCCAAAUAUGACAUUCUUGUUAGCAAUGCCAUCCACUUUCUUUCAGCUGUUGCUGAGAGGCCCCACUACAAGCAGCUCUUUGAAGAUGCUAAUGUUCUUGGCUCAAUUUGCGAGAAAGUGAUCAUACCAAACAUGGAGUUCCGCACAAGUGAUGAAGAGUUGUUUGAAGAUAAUCCAGAAGAGUAUGUCCGCAAAGACAUUGAAGGGUCUGACAUCGACACACGUCGUCGUGCUGCCUGCGACUUAGUUCGUGCACUGUCAAAACACUUUGAACAGAAGAUCACCGAGACAUUCUCCCAAUAUAUUACAGCCAUGCUGCAACUUUUUGCUAAAGAACCAGCACGAAACUGGAAGAACAAAGAUGUUGCUAUCUACCUUGUCACCUCAAUGGCUGUCAAGGCGCAAACAGCAAAACUGGGUACCACACAGACCAGCUCACUUGUCAAUGUGGUUGACUUCUACCAGGAAUUUAUUGCUCCUGACCUUCACAAUGAGAACCUGACUGAGUUUCCAGUACUGAAAGCGGAUGCAAUCAAGUACUUAAUGGUGUUCCGGAACCAGCUGCCUAAGCAUAUGAUUCUUCAGAGUCUGCCCCAUGUGGUCCGCUUGUUUCUUGCACCAAGUUAUGUGGUUCACACUUAUGCUGCUAGUGCUGUUGACAAGUUCUUCACCAUGAAAGAUCCACAUGGGAAGGCUGUGAUUGCUGCCGCUGACGUGGGGCACAUCUCUGAACAGCUAUUGAAAAACCUUUUCCAGUCUUUCGCUCAUCCAGGCUCUGCUGAGAAUGAGUACAUAAUGAAAGCAGUAAUGCGCACAUUCUCCCUUCUGCAAGAGAAUGUGUUGCCUUACCUCAGUCAGCUGCUUCCAAUGCUUACAGCCAAACUCGUGCAGGCUAGCAAGAAUCCCUCAAAACCCCAUUUCAACCACUUCCUCUUUGAGACACUCAGUUUGUCCAUCAGGAUUGCCUGUGGAAAAGACCCGUCGGCAGUGACAGGCUUUGAGAGCAGCCUGUUUCCUGUGUUCCAGGAUAUUCUUCAGCAGGAUGUGCAAGAAUUUGUCCCCUAUGUUUUUCAGCUGCUCUCCCUCAUGCUGGAAUGUCACAGUUCACCUGUGCCUGACCCAUACAUGGCACUAUUCCCCUGCUUGCUUGCUCCAGUGCUUUGGGAACGGCCAGGAAACAUCCACCCACUGGUUCGUCUGCUGCAGGCGUUCAUUGAGCGGGGUGCUGCACAAAUUCUGGCUGCUGAUCGUCUGAUGGGUGUACUGGGGGUCUUCCAGAAGCUUAUUGCCUCCAAGACCAAUGAUCAUGAAGGAUUCUACAUUGUGCAGAGUAUUCUGGAGCACAUGAGCACAGAUGCCGUGGGCCAGUACAUAAAGCAAAUUUUCCUGCUGCUCUUCCAGCGUCUACAAAGCUCUAAGACGACGAAAUUUGUGCGAGGCCUGCUUGUCUUCUUUAGCUUGUAUGUGUACCGGUAUGGCGCACCUGCCCUCAUCUCCACUGUGGACAGCAUACAAGCCAAGAUGUUUGGCAUGGUUCUUGAGAGGCUCGUCAUCAGUGAUGUCCAGAAAGUCACAGGCCAGUUGGAACGAAAGAUCUGUGCUGUAGGCAUCACCAAGCUCCUUACAGAGGCCCCCGCUCUCAUUGAUGGGGAGUACUCACACUUUUGGGGCCCCCUGCUACAGGCACUGAUUGACCUCUUUGAACUGCCUGAAGAUGACAGCGUGCCAGAUGAUGAACACUUUGUCGAGAUUGAGGACACUCCUGGCUACCAAACAGCUUACUCACAACUGAUCUUUGCAGGCAAGAAGGAGCAUGACCCGUUCAAGGGAAGUAUCCCAGAUGCACGGUUGCAUCUUGUGCAGAGCCUACAGAAACUUUCAGCCGCCUGUCCUGGCCGCUUGGCACCCCUCAUCAACAGCUCACUGCAGCCAGCAGCCAACAACUUUCUGCAGCGCUACUUUCAGAUGGCCAAUGUGCAGCUCCUGUGAGCGUUAGCCUUCCCUUGAUAUGUGUGGCUUCUACACAAGAAUUGCAGGUUAGCUAUGUCAACUGGAAUGUGACCUGCUUAGCACUGACUGCAGCUUAGCAGAGUUUGCCAAAGUGCUGACAGCCCUCAUGCAAAAUAUGUGAAGCCCAAUUUCCACUUGUGAAUGUGCAUAACCGUGUACUUCAUUGGGCUGGACUGCUUGUUAAUAAUGUAAGAACUUUACUUUUUUUUUUUCUGUAUGAAAUAGAAAGUGUCCAAACAUUU
Messenger RNA from Dermacentor silvarum, 3182 nucleotides. RefSeq names its product exportin-2 (gene Cse1). NCBI's taxonomy places the organism in Eukaryota, Metazoa, Arthropoda, Arachnida, Ixodida, Ixodidae. Gene Ontology annotation, molecular function: nuclear export signal receptor activity; small GTPase binding. Bases 7 to 2919 code for a protein of 970 amino acids. The transcript is spliced from 2 exons. Gene Ontology annotation, biological process: protein import into nucleus; protein export from nucleus. The record is from RefSeq and is a predicted model, not a curated record. Gene Ontology annotation, cellular component: cytosol; nuclear envelope.